AUGCCGCCUCCCAACUCGGCAUCACACGGCACCCCGGCUUUAUCACCCACCACACCCGCGCCCGAGCCGUUGUCGCAGCGAUCGUCGAUCCCCGACUCCCCGGUCCCUGUGGAGAGCGAUAACGCCCAUGACGAGAAUGUGAACUUUCUUCGAUCCCGCUCCUUACUGUACAACCCGCUCCUGCCGUCACUCAGCCGACAUCGACGUCGGCGAUACCAGACCUCACAUCCCCGACAAAUGGAAGACGAGGACCGGAUGGACCUAGAGGACCCCAACAACCUGCGUCUAUCAGUCGAAAUCAACCGUCGCAUCCCCAUCGUUCGCCGCCAGCGCGAUGAACCCAGGAAUAUGCCGAACUACGAGGGUCGCCGCUCAAAUUCACGCUCGCUUUAUGGAUGGGCGCCCGGGUCAGAUGACGAGGACGAGGACCCCCGUCGCGAAGAAUCAGAGGAUGAUCAGAUCCAACCCUUCCUCCAUGCCGUUUCAGAUCGCGACGCCGCAUCAAGUCGGAAUCGAUAUCGCCGACAUGAGUUGGCUGCUUCCCCGCCCCCGAUUGUAGCCGGAGAUGGCCCGGCCGAGGCCUCGGGUCGAUGGCUGAACACACCAAUCCCGAUGGAAUUAUUGCAGUCGACAAGGCGACAACCGAGAUUAGCGAGAACUCGAACACUGGAAAACUUUCUCAUGGACCGGUAUACAAGUCGUUCCAAUGACGAGUUUGAGGAUACCGAGCAGACAGGGGGCUCGUCUUCGACAAGAGCGUACCGUUACCGCCCCUCCAGCAGGGGCGACUCCCAUCGGGUUCUCACCCACGGCGACUUGCGCGCCCGGGCUGCUGCACAUCGGCAACUGCAUUCGACGACCUCCGGAGACUCGCUUUUGAAAGAUACCAUCAACUAUCUCGAUCGUCUUCGAUACUCAAAUUCCUUUGAGGAGAGCAUCAGCUCUGCGGCUGCGACGGGCUUCAUCUCAUUAGAAAGUUUCUCGUGGAAGGACAGUGACUUUAUUUUGGACACCAACACGAUUGUGCCGCCAGCCACCUGCUCCUGGUUGCGACCUGGAGCGGUUUUCUCCGGCUGCCAACGGGCCGCAACGGCAGGGUGUUCUGUGUUGUCCCAGCGGGUACCAAGCCCCCAGGCCCCCAGCGACCCGGUGAUUGUCAAUGGGAGCGAUGGCACUCGUAUCAGCGUGUACACAACCACCGGACGACGGUAUCUUGCCAACGCCCGAGAUGAAAACUGGCCCGUCAAAGUGACCAUCCACAACAUCAACUACACGGAAAUGACCUUGUCCGGUACAAUGGAGGCUCAUAACAUCCCGGACAAGACUUCCCCUACCCACGAUGCACACAUUGUGACGUUCCUGGAGGGCGAAAUAAUCGACUUCAACAGGCACACGCUUGAGACAAAGAACUUCAAGGCGGAUGCGGAGAUCGAUAGCACAUACUGGCGAGAACUGCAGCCGUUCAAGGAUCUGCCCGAUCUCGAGAUUGCCAAGAAUCUCGUGAGCAGAAAGUGGAUUACCGAGGAAUUGGUCAAAGGGUGGAUCCUGAUGCGCUGGAAGGAGCGAUGCUUCAUUACCCCGACAGACUCGCGUCAAGGUCUGACCAUUUCUGGAUUCUACUACAUUUCCCUCCGCCGUGAAGAUGGCCAUAUUGAGGGGCUUUAUUAUGACCCCGGCAGCUCGCCUUACCAGCAGCUGUCUCUGCAUCCGGAGACGGCGAAAAUGGUCCGUCCGUCGUACAAUUUCCGGUAA
Messenger RNA from Penicillium canariense, 1752 nucleotides. RefSeq names its product GID4/VID24 family protein. The transcript has 3 exons. Lineage: Eukaryota; Fungi; Ascomycota; Eurotiomycetes; Eurotiales; Aspergillaceae. The record is from RefSeq and is a predicted model, not a curated record. The coding region runs from base 1 to 1752 and encodes 583 amino acids. Gene Ontology annotation, cellular component: GID complex; extrinsic component of membrane. Gene Ontology annotation, biological process: proteasome-mediated ubiquitin-dependent protein catabolic process; protein targeting to vacuole; protein catabolic process in the vacuole.